AUGAAACGAAAAAGUAAGCAGAUUGAAAAUGACGAGGAUAUGGAGACAGAGGAGAUCAACGAAGAAGUAACAGAGGAAGUAGAAGAGAAUGGAGUGGAAAAUGGAGAUUUAAUAGAAGAUGAGGAAGACGAGAAAAUGGAGACAGAGGAAGUUGAGGAGGAGAAACCGGCGAAAGUAGAAGAAAAUGGAGAAAGAGAGUUGUUUAAAGUGCUCGGAAAGCAAGAAAUGAAGAAUUUAGAGGCGUUGAAAGUGACUAGUUCGUGGGUUCAACACGCCACCACGUUCUCCGCCACAAUCGACCAAACCACUUCGGAAAAACUCUCAAAAAUUGAUCUACCCGAAUAUCUCACUGUUCCCGACUCGAUUUCCACGUGGUUCCCUGUCCAAUACUCAGUUCUUCCCACUCUUUUCAAAGAAAUCCGUUGCCCACCACCACUUCGUCCUCGUGACGUGGCAAUUGCCGCUCCGACUGGAAGUGGAAAAACGAUUUGUUAUGUUCUUCCAGUGCUAGCGGCUGUCGGGGAGAAACCAUCGAAAAUUCUGCAUGCAGUGAUUCUGGUACCCGUACAGACACUGGUGACACAGAUUGUUGAAGAAUUCGGACGAUGGAAUUCUGGAAAUGCGAAGAUUUUGGCGUUGAGUGGAGCGAAUGAUUUUGAGAAAGAAGCGAGACACAUAGCUCAAGACCCACCGAAUGUGAUUGUGGCGACACCGGCGAGACUUGUUCAACAUCUCACAGCAAGUAUCCCACCGCCCAUUGAUUUGAGUAGACUCAGAUUUCUUAUCGUUGAUGAAGCGGAUCGAAUGGGCAAACUAAUGAGAGAGGAAUGGCUGGAACUCGUUGAGUUUUUGUGUGGAGGAAUGGAACGGGUCGCUUGUCUCAAUGAUAUCAUUAGACAACGCAGAGCUCCGCAGAAGAUUGUGCUCUCGGCGACGUUAUCGAAGGAUGUGGAGGAGCUGCAUUUGUGGAAUUUGUUCAAACCGAAAUUGUUCUCGGCUAGUGCGACAAAGGCGAAAGAUAUCACCUCCGGAAUCGCUCAAGUAGAUCACAUCUCGGGUCGCCUCGCCCUUCCUUCUUCAAUCUCUCAUCGUCUUAUCACCUCCGAUCCAAAAUUCCAUCCGCUCGCCGUCUAUCAACAAAUCUCUCGAAACAAAUUCAACAGAACUCUAAUUUUCGUCAACGAAGUCUCCUCAUCGAAUCGAUUGGCGCAUGUGCUCAAAGAGCUCUGUAAGGGAGAAUUCGAAGUGGAUUACUUCACUGCUCAGUUAUUCGGAAAGAGAAGAUAUAAAAUGCUUGAGAAAUUCAAUAAAAACACGAAUCGAGUGCUGAUUUGUUCGGAUGUUCUGGCGAGAGGAACUGAUUUGAAUCGAGUGGAUUGUGUCAUCAACUAUAAUCUGCCAUCCGACGAUAAACUGUUUGUGCAUCGAGCUGGAAGAACUGGAAGAGCUGGACAAGAGGGAUAUGUGAUUAGUGUUGGCGAUAAAGAGACGAAACGAUUGUUUGUGAAGAUGCUGAAAGUGACAAAGUUGUGGGGAGAUACUGUAGAGGAGCAGAUGGAAGACUACUUGUUUGAGAAGGAUAUGGAUAGGUGA
Messenger RNA from Caenorhabditis remanei, 1593 nucleotides. RefSeq lists its product as uncharacterized. Gene Ontology annotation, molecular function: ATP binding; nucleic acid binding. Bases 1 to 1593 code for a protein of 530 amino acids. Gene Ontology annotation, cellular component: nucleus. The record is from RefSeq and is a predicted model, not a curated record. NCBI's taxonomy places the organism in Eukaryota, Metazoa, Nematoda, Chromadorea, Rhabditida, Rhabditidae. The transcript is spliced from 5 exons.